AUGAUUACAAAGGAGGUAUUUGAGCUCCAGAUCCGGGAAACUCUUCUACCAGCACUCCGACGCUGGUCUUUAUGCCAGAAGGUAUCAUUAUCGGAUGAUAAGGCAGUAGUCACCGCUGUCGUUAAACACCUGUCACUUCCUUACUACACGCUCGAAAUACAAGUAGAAUACUCAAAUAUCUAUCAAGAACCCCAGCUAAUUUUCAAGGUCUGGAAAGUCCAAGUUGAACAAGAUAUAGAAGUCAAGCAGGUGUACUUCCCGCCCGACUUGUCUCGGUUGCUGAAUUUACAAGAUUUUGUCAUACGCCUCGAUUAUUUACAUAAUUUGAACAGAGACCUAUGGUAUAGCGUCCACGGUUGUGACACUAAUAGUAUAGUGGGCUCUCAACUGGAGCACUAUCUUGAACGCUGGGCUUCCAUUUAUUUGACGAUCUUCGACCCUGAAUUUUCUCGGGUUUUUAUAGAUUGA
Molecule: messenger RNA, 468 nt
Organism: Lachancea nothofagi CBS 11611
Lineage: Eukaryota; Fungi; Ascomycota; Saccharomycetes; Saccharomycetales; Saccharomycetaceae
Source: the annotation of a GenBank genome assembly